AUGUCACAAACAUGGUGGGUUCGUUGGCUUGUUGAAAAGGUACUGGCUAGCAAUUCAGCGCAGGUGGUUGCUUUUUUUGUGACUGCCAGUGCAACAUGCUCUUUGAAUUCCAUCACAUGUUUUUUGAACCCUGAAAGACUUGCUUUCCAGAUCUUGUCUGGGGAAGCUCAAGAGGUGCCUGAUCAAGAGGAACAGGCUCGUGCAAGCAGUGGUGGGGUAUCCAAUCAAAACCAAGAUGGGAAUCCCCUGGAAUCCCUGAUUUGUGCUGAGCUCAACCUCGAGUGCUGGAAAAGGUUUGCAAUAGUGGCACUGAGAACUCCAGCUGGCGGUUCAGAGAUGGCUAGUAGAGCAGUAGGCCUUGGUGGCAGUGGUCCUCAUGUGGGAGUAGGCCAUCCAGGUUGGCCGAGUCUGGAGGGUCACCGUCUAUACCUUUGA
This is a messenger RNA of Melampsora larici-populina 98AG31, 435 nucleotides long. RefSeq lists its product as uncharacterized. The record is from RefSeq and is a predicted model, not a curated record. The transcript has 2 exons. Bases 1 to 435 code for a protein of 144 amino acids. NCBI's taxonomy places the organism in Eukaryota, Fungi, Basidiomycota, Pucciniomycetes, Pucciniales, Melampsoraceae.